AUGGCGACGGACGCCGCGCCGGCGCCGCGCUACUCGCUGCUGCCGGGCCGCCUCCCCGCGGAGGACAUCCUCUUCUGCGUCGACGUCGACCUCGAGGCGCGCGCGGAGAUGAAGUCCGCCGCCGCCGCCGCGGCGUCCUCGGGCUCCACCUCCACCGCGUCGCCGCAGCCGACGCAGCCCGCGGGGGCCGCCGGGGGUGCCCCGGCGGCGGGGCCCCGGACUGCGGUCAGGCGGAUGGACGCGAUCAAGCAGGCCCUGCUGCUCUUCGUCCACAGCAAGCUCACCAUGUGCCCCGACCACCGCUUCGCCUUCGGCUCCCUCGGCGAGGCGUUCUCCAUGGUGAAGAAGGGCUUCAGUAGUGAUGCUGGUUCAGCAAUGGAGGCAAUCCAUUCCUUGUCUGCUUCAGAAUCAAGAUAUGCAAUGGCUGAUCUCACCCAGCUCUUCAUGACAGCUAACCAGGAAGGUACAAAAGCAGAAUCACAAGGCCGGCUUCUCAGGGUGGUACUUAUCUACUGUCGUUCCUCUAUGAAGCCACAGCAUCAGUGGCCUGUGAAGCCAAAGAAUUUCACCCUUGACAUAAUCUAUCUCCAUGACAAGCCAAGUGCUGACAACUGCCCACAGAUGGUAUAUGAUGCCUUGGUUGAUGUUCUUGACCAUGUCAGCCAGUAUGAGGGGUACAUUCUUGAGACUGGUCAAGGGCUUGCUCGCGUUCUCUUUCGUCAGAUGUGCAUUCUUCUAUCCCAUCCUUUGCAACGUUGCAUCCAAGAUGACCUUGAUAUUCCCAAACAAGUCGCUAAGAAAACUCUGGCAAUCGAAGCUGCACAGAAUGAAGAUGGCACGCCAGUCUCCAGCCAGCAGUAG
Miscanthus lutarioriparius is the source of this 861-nucleotide messenger RNA. The record is from the annotation of a GenBank genome assembly. Lineage: Eukaryota; Viridiplantae; Streptophyta; Magnoliopsida; Poales; Poaceae.